GCCGUGCGCGAGGUGGUGCGUGCGAGUCAGUGUGUUGUGAACCUCGAGUGGGAAAAGGUCACGACAGUCGCGCUCUCCUCCGGUAUUGUGAACUGGUGUUUGUUUACUUUGCCAACUCGUGUUUCGUCGCUUCUAUGAUCUCCACGCCACUCGUUCUCCUCCUUCUCUUAGUCUCCUCGCCGCACCGCACAGGUGGCGAGGUGGCCGAGGAGUGCUCCGAGUCCGAGCUGGUCUUCUCCUGCCCCGAGGAUGGCCAGGAGUUGGCCAUCCGGGAGGCGUGGCUCUACGGCUCGACGGCCAGAAUCAUGGUGGACCAGGGCCAGGGGGACAAGUGCUACGUGCCCGAGUACAUGGUGUCCUACAAGCAGGGCACCAUCCUCCAGUACAUCAACAAGCAGUGUGGAGGACAGAAAGAGUGCCGCUUCAACGUCACAGCGCACGUCCCCAACGCCAUUGAGAAGAAGGAGUUGUGGGAGGACGGAGUCUUGAGGGUCACCUACGACUGCCUAAGGAAAACAGACAUUGUCAGGGUGUGCGACAGUGAAGUGAGUGCACAGUCAGGAUGGUUGCAGACUGUUGGCUAUCCUCAGUAUUACCUGGGAGGCAAUGGGCCCUGCACUAUAACCAUAAAAGUGGAUGAAGGCCAGCAAAUUCAACUCACACUGACGGAUCUCAGUAUAAGAGAUAUAGUCCAGCCAAAUGAGGAUGAAUGUAGAGAUAGUAUCUCAGUGACUGAAGGCAGGAAGGAACUGUUAAAAAUGUGUGGUGAGAUUAAGCAGCCAAUUACAGUUACUUCUGAGGGACCAGUUCUGAGUCUGAACUUCAAUGCAGUCACAGAUGUAUUCCCAAAACGAGGUUAUGCUGCUUACUAUGAAGCUCUGGGCUGCGAAUCGCCACCCAUUCCUGAGGAUGGUUACCGAUCAUUUCGCAAUGCAACUCAUGCUGAAUACUGGUGUUGCGUCCAUCAUGUAUUCCCAGACACUCUAGAGCGUCGUCGAAUAUUGAAAUGCAACCGAGGAAGCUCCUGGAAUGAUACAGUUCCUGACUGCAUUGAGCUUCAAGAAUUGCUGGAAGUUGGUAAUAUCACAGAGAAAGAGUUCACUGGACUUAUUAAUGGAUCUACAAAUGGUGCACAUGCAGAAAUGUAUCAAGAAGCCCACAUAGUAUAUGAUCUAGUGGUUCCAACAGUGAUUAUGUCUAUUUUGGUCAUAGGCAAUGUGGCCGUGGUCGUGCUUAUCAUUUACUGCCGCAGGGAUGUCAUGGAUGAGAGUUCUCGAAGUGAGGAGCUGGAAUCUAUCAAAGCAAAUCCUGAACCAACUGACACUUUAGAUUCAACACCGUGUAGUGUGUAGAUUUCUGCUGUGCUAAAUAAAUACCAGUUUUAAGGAAGAAUAUUGCUACUGGAGAGAUAAUAAAAAUCAGUGUAAAAGAAAAAAUAUCUAUACAAUCUCAGAUGAUGUAUAAAUGGUGUUAUUUUUGGCCUACAAACAGACAAAAGGAAGAGACCAGUAAUAUACCAUUGUAAGUCCUAGUCAUUAAUAUCUAUCUGUAAUGUCAAGCACUAAUGUAUAUGUUAUUUAUUUAACAUAUCUAGUCAUUAGUUGUGCCAAAUAGUUUUGGUAUUAAAAUAACAAUGUCCCCUAAAGAUCAUGUUGCUGUUUUCUUUUUUUUAAUGAGUACAACUGAAACUAGGCUGCAUUUAGUGGACACUAAAUUAAAAAUGUAAUUAAAGAAUCUCUAAUAAGAUUGCAUAUGAUAAGGAGCUGAAUGACCCACACUUCAACUUAUUUUUCAAACAAAUGAAAUUAUAUUCUUUUAAUGUGAAUCAAAUGGUUGAGUUCUUUAUGAAACAAGGCUUUACAAUUAUCAGUAAAAGCUGAAUUGAAGUCCUUGCACUUAAAAUAUACAAAAGAGUCCAUCAAUAAAUGUCAUAAAAACAUUUAAAUUCUUUGGUGUAAUUUAUAUGUUCAUGUAUCUGUAAAAAUUAACUAACUCUUAGCUAAUGAACCCUGUGGCAUAUAUACAUUUUUUUUUCUUGUCAAUCUGAACUACAAAAUGUGUUGAACAAUAUUCAUUUGACUUUACAAGCGAACCUUUACAAUAAAGGAUGUAUUUUGUACAAUAUUACUUAUACCCAUUACAGAAAUGUAAAGGGAAAAACAGUACUUAACUUAAUUUUUUUUCCUUCGCUUAGAAAUGGAUAGAUAGAUGUAAAACAGAUUCAAAGUCCUCAACAUUUAUAAACAUUUAGUCUUAUAGUGCAGGAUUCCCUUAGAUUACUGACAAGUUUUAUAUCAAAGAUAUACUUUUGUAAUGAAAAGGCAAGUCACAAGAGAAAAAAAGAAAUGUACUAGAGUAACUCCUCUCAAAGUAAGACGUAGCAAUUGCCAAACUUAAAAGUUGCAUUAGCAGUUGCUGCCGUAUAAAGUAAGUAUGGUCAUGGUGCUGCUUCUUGCAAAGGGCUUUACUAUGAUAAUGCAUUACCUCUAUAGUAAUCACAAUGCCUUUUUAUCAUUUGACCAGGAGUUUGAUGCAUUUCUAUAAUCAGUAACCUUUAGCAGACAGCACCAUGGUAAAGGCUUUUACACUCAAGGUUUUCCCUCCAUAUGUCUUGCUAUAAGAGGGUUAAUUUUGCAUUUCUGCAUGAAAAUCAUAUUUGCCUAUUGUGUCAUAAAUGCACUUUAAAUAAAUGAAUUCUCUCAUAUCAAAUCUGAAAGGUAACAUUUGAUAUCAAAAUAAGGACUAAUCCAUACAUGUACAACACUACACUAGAUGCAAGUGGCUCCCAAUUCAUAUUACAUAAACCUUUCAGUGGUUGACGUUAGUAGUCUCUAUGAAAGUUAAUGUUUUAAACAAUAUAAAUGUGCUAGACAUCAAAGGUCAUAUAGCACUAUGAAAGAUUACAAAAACAAAGGAUUCCAGAAAGUUUUUGUAUACUGUCACACUUUUUUAUGCCUUUGUUAACUUUAAAAUAAAUUAAUACAUAUUUUAUAUAGUAAAUCAAAACCUUGGGAACCACUGGAUUUGAUGUCUCAAAAGAUUUUUUUUCUUUACAUAUGAGCAUGAAACACCAUUUCUUUCUUUUCUGUAAUGAAGAAUUUUGUUUUCCAUAUGUAUUACUAAAAUUCUUGAAUGAUUUCCACUCCAUCCUUGCCCAAUACAAGUUUUGGUUAUGAUAUUCUUUUUAAAAUUAGCUUCAUCAGUAUUUAUUUAUGUUCACCUUGCUUGUUUUUUUGUUGUCGGGUGAAUCUUAACUAUGAAAUACGUGACACAUAUUACUUUCAGUAUAAUCACAGCAUCAAAAUGCCUUAAAAAUCAGGACACUUUUUAGCUUACACACUGACAAAUAUCACAUUAGAUAAAUUUCUUUUAGAAAAUGUAAUGGUAUUGCUUCAUCUUUUGUUAUCAAAGUUUUCUCUAACAUGCAGGGUAUGACUUCCACACAAGCUGAUCUGUCACCAUUAUUCUUUUGGAAUUUCGCUUUACACUUUAUAAAUUUUGUUCUUUUUCUCGAGUCUUAAUUCAGUAAUUAUUUUCAUUUGUUGUCAUUUAUGUAAAGAAAGUUUCAUUUUUAGUGUUGUCCUCUACAGUAUGAUAGCUAAAGUGUAAGAGACCUUUUACAGGGAACAGGCUACUGUUUUGUAAAUGCUGCUAUAUUUACUCAUUAAUUUCGCGUCAAUGUUUAAAAAUUGUCAGCUUAGUAACGUAAGGUCAAAUGAAAACCAGCGGUUGAAAUGUCAUUCCAUAUAUUUUAAGUGUAUAUUAUGUACAUAUUUUAUAAAAAGAGGUCAGACUUG
This is a messenger RNA of Penaeus vannamei (Pacific white shrimp), 3797 nucleotides long. RefSeq lists its product as uncharacterized. The record is from RefSeq and is a predicted model, not a curated record. NCBI's taxonomy places the organism in Eukaryota, Metazoa, Arthropoda, Malacostraca, Decapoda, Penaeidae.